CACCCGGUCUUGGCGGCAGCUGCCACUUAUUUAGGUACCCAGGCACUGCUGCCUCCGCCCUUCCCUCUUGUCAAAAACCAUCAGCCACCAACACCACAACACCAACAAGCGAUGCCUCCCAUUCGUCCAGGAACCCACCUUAGGGCUGAGCAGGCUGCAAAGCGUCCUCCAGCACGUGAACGCGAGCUUGAGAUAGAGCUUAGAACUUUGAGACGUGAGCUAGAGGAUGUCAAAACAGCGUACCAGCGGUAUCGCGAGGAUGCAGAGGAACUACAGUACCAAGACAGCCUUAUGGAGAUCGAUGAAGAUAAUGCUGGGACCUUAAAGAUCGAACGUCAGGAACUGGAUCCAGCAUCUGUUGAUGUUGCUACCAACACUACCAGGGAACUAAACGACAAGGGAUGCAGUCUCAACUCCGCAGAUCUUGAAGCAUAUCAGCGAGUUCGCAACAUCUUGCUGUCUGGAACACUUGCUGCAACUGGGGUGGUCCCAGAGCAUACUUUUAUCAAGGACUACCCAGGGCAUGACUGGGAAGACGAGGAACGGCCCCCACCUGGUUCCACUAGUGCUCGGCCAGGCCAAGGUGCUUGGAUGUGUAAGAAUCCACACGCAUAUGGGAACUGGUAUGUUGGGAGCAAGAGAAAGUCGUGUCCGGCCUGUGGGCUUAGUCAGAGUUCUUCAGUUCUUAAGACAAUGUCUUGGGACUUACAGAAUAACGGCAGGGGCACUGGUUUCGUGCUCUUCCGAAGGAACACUGGGUGGACCCCAGACUUUGAGGGGGCAAUUUCCCGAAAAGGAACUAAAGUUGCUCGAGGAGGUAAGGGACCAUACAGACAUUUCCACGUUGCGCGCCUGUGGGCAGCAAUGCGGCACCAGUUCCCUAUGCUUUCUGAUAAGGAACUCCAAGACUACUGCAGUCGCCCAGUAUAUCUUAAGGACCUUACUGAGACUGAGAGACUGAUGAACAUCAUUCGUCAGUCACGAGGAACAGGCCAGGAGGCUGAGGCCUCUGCAGCUGUGGAGCCGAAGGGCAGGAACAUACAUGAUGCCAUUGUAAUUGACGAUAGCGAUGGCGACGAGUUCUGAGCAAUCAGAGUUCAUUGGGAACGUCUCCUAUACUGUUUAGUGGUUUG
This is a messenger RNA of Boeremia exigua, 1133 nucleotides long. RefSeq lists its product as uncharacterized. Bases 112 to 1086 code for a protein of 324 amino acids. The transcript has 3 exons. The record is from RefSeq and is a predicted model, not a curated record. NCBI's taxonomy places the organism in Eukaryota, Fungi, Ascomycota, Dothideomycetes, Pleosporales, Didymellaceae.